Molecule: messenger RNA, 594 nt
Organism: Triticum turgidum subsp. durum (durum wheat)
Lineage: Eukaryota; Viridiplantae; Streptophyta; Magnoliopsida; Poales; Poaceae
Source: the annotation of a GenBank genome assembly
AUGGGGCGUCCGUGCGUCGGCGCUCUCCUGGCGUGCGCCGCCAUUGCAGCUUCUUGCUGCUGCUGCUUCCAGCUCCAGUUCCAGGGUGCUGAUGCGGCGGCGACCCCGUCGUUCGGGGACAACUUCGACAUCACCGGCGCCGAGGACCACGUCAAGACCUCCCCCGACGGCCAGACGUGGUACCUCUCCCUCGACAACAAGACGGGCGUUGGGUUCCAGACGAAGCAGAAGUACCUGUUCGGGUGGUUCAGCAUGAAGCUCAAGCUCGUCGGGAACGACUCCGCCGGCGUCGUCACCGCCUACUACGUUUUUCGUGGACAAGGUGCCCAUCAGGGAGUACCGCAACUCGGACAAGCCCAACAAAUUCUUCCCGAUCAUGAAGCCCAUGUACGUCUUCUCCAGGCCCCGCCGGCGUGCGCGGCCGCCACGGGGAACAGCUGGUGGGCCCAGCCGCCGGCGUGGGCGCUCGACGACGGCCAGCGCCGGGACUCGGGCUGGGUGUCCAGGAACCUCGUGAUAUACGACUACUGCGACGACCGCAAGAGGUUCCCGACCGUGCCGGAGGAGUGCGCGCUCAGGACCAAGACUAGCUAG